CUCAACAGAAACCCUGCAAGCAGAACUCAGUUCCCUGUACAGAAUGCUUUUGGUCUAACAGUCCACAAGACACAAGGAUUAACCUUGCCAAGAAUAUCUGUCUGUCUUGAUCAACAGAUAUUUGCUCCUGGACAGGCUUAUGUUGCUCUCAGUCGUUGUGCCAAAUGGGAAGAUCUCAGAAUUAACUCUCUUUCAAGAGAGGCAUUUAUGGUUGAUCAAUUGAUGGUUAGAGAGUAUGCCCGGCUGGAAGAAAUUGCUGCCAAGUCAUUGCCUAUUAACAAUUCAUAA
Molecule: messenger RNA, 288 nt
Organism: Entrophospora candida
Lineage: Eukaryota; Fungi; Glomeromycota; Glomeromycetes; Entrophosporales; Entrophosporaceae
Source: the annotation of a GenBank genome assembly